AUGGUGUUGGUCGAUCGCCAGGUCAGAAUCAACAAUCAAGUCGAAGAAUUCAUCCCACAAUCAGGAGGUCUUUCAAGGGAUAAUAAGGACAUUGAGCUUCUUCUCCGCAAGAGAUACUCCAGCAGCAGCAGACGAGAGAAGGAGGUGGCCGUCGGUGAAGAGAUGACCCGGUACCGGGCGGAUGUCGAGGGGCCGGCGUUCAUGGUUCCCUCGGGCCCCAGCGGCGUGCGCAAGGAGUGGCCGGAGUGGGUGGAUUUCUUGUUGGACCAUGACGACGAAGUUGCCUACUUCCUUGGCGUGUUGGACGGCACCGAGCCUUGCCCUCCCCAGGUCGCCGACCCCUGCGACGGCGUCACUUCCCUGUCCCUCAACAUCGCUCGGCCACUUCCCCAACCGUCACGGGCGCACUCACCCCGACUCCGCCUUCAUCGUCGGCUGCCACAAGAACUUGCUCCUUCUCUGCCUCGGCAGCAAGGAUGGAUUCUACAUGGUUUACAAUACCAAGGCCAACUCCAUCGCCGUCGUCCCGCGGCAGAUUUGCUGCUACUCGACCCACUUCCCCAUAGCACGGGCCCGAUGGGAGUUCAGGGGGCUCGCCGUCCUACGCCUCUCCUCCAGCGAGGAGCACGAUGA
This is a messenger RNA of Miscanthus lutarioriparius, 633 nucleotides long. NCBI's taxonomy places the organism in Eukaryota, Viridiplantae, Streptophyta, Magnoliopsida, Poales, Poaceae. The record is from the annotation of a GenBank genome assembly.